Messenger RNA from Puntigrus tetrazona (Sumatra barb), 5388 nucleotides. Its product is annotated as C2 calcium-dependent domain-containing protein 4C. The transcript is spliced from 2 exons. Lineage: Eukaryota; Metazoa; Chordata; Actinopteri; Cypriniformes; Cyprinidae. The record is from RefSeq and is a predicted model, not a curated record. Bases 179 to 1444 code for a protein of 421 amino acids.
GCUCCGGCGCGCUAUUAAAGCCUCGAGUAGACGCGCGGCGCCGACACACGGUUCUGUCCUGGAGCGAGAGGUGAGACGAGCGACGACACAUGGAUUGAAGCGAGGACACUCACUUUAAAACCCGACCACAAACCACUUCACGGUGCGAUUGCACGUCUCUCCCAGACCCCGACGAGAGAUGUGGCUGCUGGAAAAGAUCCGCGGUUCAGUGGAGGGAAACGUUCUCCGGCAGGGAGACUCGGCUGACAAACAGAGCAAAGCCCCCACCUACUGCAAUGUCCUCACCCCUGACAAGAUUCCCGACUUCUUCAUUCCUCCCAAACUGGUGUGCUGCCCCCCAGAGGAGGAGACGCCGGAGAUGAAGCCAAAAAACGGCCUCCAUUCUUCCACGUCCGAGCAGACCAUAUGCUGCAAGACGCCGCAGGGUAGUCCGCGCAGCCCGCGCCUCAUUAACAAGCUGGCUGGAGACACCAAGAACUUGCUCAAAGCUGCAAACCGGCACAUCAUCCAGAUAGAGAGCGCAGAUGAUUUAGUGGUCGGGGACGUGGGAGACCUCAACACUAAUGCCGACCCCCAGUCCCAGACGGCCAUGUCCUUGCCCUACGUACCCAAAGCGCAAACCUCCUAUGGUUUCGCUACGCUCAUGGAAAGUCCUCACACGAGACGUAAAGAGUCCCUCUUCCAUAGCGACCCCACAAGUCCGCUCACCUCGCCCAACACCCAACGCAAAUCGCAGGGUAACCACUUAAACCCCAGCGACUGUAAUAUGUCCCAUUCCAACCCCUACCGGUACUUCAGCGGAGGGGAGAGCGACACUUGCUCCUCGGCCGAGUCCUCCCCGUUCAACUCCCCUCUGUUGUCCCGCUCCGCAUCCCUCCUCAAGAUGUUCACCCACGAAACCCAAGCCAAAGUGUCCCGGGCCAAGCGUUCCUUCGCCAGGCACAGCUCUCUCUCCACGGACGAGUGCAGCUCUGUGGAGACCAGCCCGAACAUUCAGAGGCGCCUGCGUUGCCCUCCUUCUCCGGCCUUCCGAGGACGGAAAUACGGAGGCAACAUGGAUCGCUUCACGCAGCACUCCGUCAAUCUCCACAAGGGAGGAACUCUGCGCAUCUGCACAGACUACGACAUCGACGCCUCCAGGCUUCACGUUCGCGUGCUGGCGGCCGAGGACCUCUACGACAAGCAGUGCGAUGCGAAGAGCAUCAACUGUUGCGUGGCUCUGUACCUGAACCCGGGAAAGCUCCAGAAACAGCGGAGCACCAUUAUCAAGAACAGCCGCAACCCUGUCUUCAACGAGGACUUCUACUUUGACUCACUUCCAGUUGCGCAGGUGAAAAACCUCGCCAUCAAAAUGAAGGUAGUCAACAAGGGCACCAGUCUGAAGAGAGAUACCUUACUGGGAGAGAGAGAGGUACCCUUGAAGGAGUUGCUUUCUGGGAUCUAGCGUUCCUCUAGUCACAUCGAUGCGGUCUUCAUCUAACUGAACCAGAAAAGGAAAUAUAAAAGUGAAUUGGUCCAUUUGGUUACAGAACUGUUUGCAGCUUCCCAACUUGUUUACCAGCAGUCAGUGUAUGGAUGUACAGUACUGUGUGUCUGAGAUAUUCUGUAAAUACGGCCCAUGAGUGUACAGGCAUGCUACAAUUGUAUGAGUUUCCAGGGUUCGUGUUUGUGUUGAGACCAAUGUGUUCUUGGUUCCAGACCCCCCCUGGGUCUCACCGUUGGAGACGCAGAUCAAAACAGAUCUCACACACAUGACGUAUCUCCACAACAAUAGCACAUUAGUAAACUGAUGCUUUGAAGUCACUUAAGGCCAGAGGCAAAUGCAUGCUUCUUCAGCCGUUUGAGCCUUAAAAGAACAAGAAUGACAAAUGUAUUUGUCCCCCCGUAACGCUGUAAUAACAGUGUUUCGCCUUAUGCCUCUUCAGUUCCACUCGGAUUCAAGACUGUGACAUUUCUCUCAAUCUCACUGUAAAACUGGACUUUUUCUUUUUUUUUUUUCAAACGCUGAAUCUGUGCAGUUAAAAACACCCUUCAGCCUUAUUGAGUGACAAGCUGCUCACUUUGAGUGACACAUAACUUUAGAGAGGGCGUGAUUCGUGAUUGGACAGAGCAUAUGGCAUCAUCGUGAAUGUCAAGACAAUGUGAUUUCUGUAAAUAGAAGACUCUUUUAAAUCUGCUCGUGUGUAGCUGCAUCUGAAAUCACUCCCUACUCCCUAUAAUGCCGAUUAAAUACUACACAGUUUAGAGAAAGAGCGGAAAAUACCACAGUAAACAAAAGCGCCAGAAAUGGCCGUGGUAUUACCGUGUUUUUUGGACAUGCUUGUGAAAAUGCUAUGCCAUUUUUUGCAGUAACUUCAAUUGGCAUGGGUUCUUGUGCAUGCACCAUAGUUUUGACAUUUACCAUGGUGAUUUAUAUGAAUGUUUUAGUCAUGCAGUACCAUAAUAGAUGUCAAAGUAUUGUAGUCUUACGAUACCUGAUCUGAUACCAUUGCUUUACCAUGGUAAUGUCAUUGUUUUUGGGCAUGUACUGUGGAAAUGCUUUGCUUUUGGACCAUUCUGAUACCAUAAAGUACCAUAUUUAAAUGGCAGUCUAUACAAUUAUAUUUUCAAGUGGCCCAUGUUUUUGAACAUGUAACCUAAAUAUACAACUGCCAUGAUACUGUUUAUAUGAAAGUAUUGCUUUACCGUGAUACUGUUUUGUAAGGUAUAUACUAGUAACCAAACGUUUCACAGGUUAAACUGUUAUACCGAGGCUAUGCUAACAUACACAAUGCUUGCAAAGAAGUUUCUUCAGAACAACAACGUGUGUGUUUACGUUCAUAAAGGACAUUAACGGUGCCCACUAGUGCGAUUUUAGCUUCAAUCUCAGGUUAGGGAACUUAUUGCAUUUUCGUAUAUAUAUAUGUGCACUUUAAUAGAGUACGUUGUCGAUUUGCAACCAUUUAUAGUGCAUUGUGGGUAUCGUUUAGUAAAGUAUUAAAUUGUUCAAUAAGAUGUGGGACAUCCCGCAGGAAACAUGGAGUUCUUUCAUUCAGCGUUUAUGUUCAAAACGUGUUCAGAUGAUUAUUCUUCUAUUAAAUAUGUGCACAGUUUUGGCAUGUUUAUAGUAGAUGUGUGUGUAGAUGUUUUCCGAUGGGAGCAGUUGCAUGGCAAAAUGUUCAAGCCCUCAUGUUUUCAUUUCCGUUGUUCUUGUUUCUAUUGUUAUAGUCAGAUGGUGAAGAUGUUAGGUGUGAGCUCACAUCUUUUCUUUACAUCAUCCCCUGUAUUGGAUCCGCAACGCUAUCACUAUUUUGAAUACUCAUUUUUAACAGCCACGGCCCAUUUUCUACAGAUUUUGUACAUGUAUUUUUCUCCACUGGCAUUUUGAGAAAAAGGUGUGAAAUAAUAAUAGGCUGAAAUGAAAAGUCUGUUUUGAAAGGUUUUAGGUAUUAUAUUUUUAAAACCCCGAAAAUGAAUUUUCACCUCGCCCUAUGGUUCCACUUUUAUCAUUUAAAGCCUACUCAGAUUAUUUUGGACUUUAAAAAGACCCUUGUGUAAGACAUUGUAAUGCGUCAUUAAUGGCAAGUUCUUUGUUUGACCUAAAGAGUGUCCGGUAAUAUACCUGAGAGCUCUUCAAUCAGGUUCCUGAGUGGAUUUACACAAAUUGCACCGCUGUAAGAAGUGAGACAGAUUGUCUCGCGGUUUUGGCUUCAGUUCAAGGUGACACAUCUGUGCGUAAAUCACUUACAUAUCCUUAAGGGUGAAGUGUGUAAUUUAUGUACCACAUGCGACACCAAAUGCAAUUGCAACUAGUUUUUCAUGCUUUGUUUCUCUAAUGGAAGUGAGUGAUUUACUUGUGCUGCAGGAGUUGUUUGUUGCCCCCACCGAAAAUAGUUUCACAAGUUUCUUUUUUCUUUUAUUUUGUUUAACAUGCAGACGAAUCGUGCACAAUACAACUGCGAUCACAGUAGCACAGUAGUUUAAACAUCUAUCGUCAAUGGUGCAGCCACGCGAAAUACGCCUCGCUUUCAAAACAAGCUUUUUUUCUGUUGCUCAACGUGACAAAACCUCAUGAUGAAAAUGCGUCUAGAUAGUACGCCAAAUAAAAACUCGUUUGGCGUGCAAAUAAUACGCAGUUUUCGCAUGCGUAUGAUUUGCUGGCGUGCAUACGAUAAAUAUGAUACGCGUCUACCCAACAGCCCCAAUCUUACCCAUCACGUAGCAUACACAUGCCAAAGCCCAUUUUUAUCUAUAAAAUGUUGUUAUUUGAGACGCAUUCAUGAGAUGGAAAAUUCCCAUUUACAAAAUGGCUGGACAAUGAAAAAAAUUAACUCAAAAAGACCUUAAGACCAGGAAAGCGCAUUAAGUGGUAGUUUUAAUUUCAUAUAGACUUCAGUUGCUCUUUUCGAUUUCGCUUCAUGAUAUAGCAUGUCGCAUUCUGUACGUUUAAAUGAUCUGUUUUAGUGCUAAACAGUCUUUCCCUUUAAAUGAUUUCGUCCCUUUUAAACGCAUUUCCGUUUUCCAUUUUUUCCUCAUUCAUUCAUUUGCGCCUGGGCUUCUUUCACCGUUCAUUGAAAGCACUUCCAUGUCACUUUCGCCAAGCCGAAAACAUUUAUUAUACAUUAAAGCGAAAAAAAAAAAAGCACUCUGAGCAAACGGUCUGCAAUUACUCUCCGGAUAUGAAUCACUCCAUAUGUGCUUCGUGUGAGUUUUUUUUUUCUUUCACUGUAUGCUACCAGGGCACAAUUGUUCAUUUGUUAAAUUAAUUUCAUUUCUAUUUUCAGCGCUCUUUAAAGAUGACCAGAUUGCAGGUGUAUUAGAUUUCCCCUCCGAGCCACGUAAAAAAAAAAAAAAAAAAAAAAAACUGAAAGUCUUAUUCCUCGCGGAUAUCGAGCUCUUUUGAUUGGCAGAGAAUUCAAAAUAGAAGAUGAGAAUUAGAUUCCAGUAGGGAUUCAAUAUGGGGGGUGUUAAAUCACAUCCGUUUCCGUAACCAUCUUCCUGUACGUGAGAUUAAAGUGUCUCGCACUUGUGUUUCGGAUAAGUCAUGGAGAGAUGAAGUGCCUAUCCACUGUACUUGAUUCCCGUUCCUUCCCUGAGCCCAUCACCAGCCGCAGCGUUCCUAUGCAUGUGUACAUAAACACCCCUCACCUUUCAAACCCCCGAAAAUCCACAUCCUUUUAAUAGUGUAGUGUUUCAGCUUGUUGUUAUUCUGAAGACGGAUGUGGAUUUGACUUGAUGCGUUUGUGUUUGUUUGUUUGUUUUAGCUCCUUUCCAGUGGUUUAUUCUCUGUAUCUGUAUCUCUCUGAUUUUCCAGACUGAUUUUCUUUUCAUAACUUGCUCUAUUCAUGCUGUUGCUUUGUCUACUUUCUUACGUUGCUCAAUAAAAGUUGUGAAGGUGGUGUACAAUGA